Messenger RNA from Cladophialophora bantiana CBS 173.52, 1452 nucleotides. RefSeq lists its product as uncharacterized. NCBI's taxonomy places the organism in Eukaryota, Fungi, Ascomycota, Eurotiomycetes, Chaetothyriales, Herpotrichiellaceae. Gene Ontology annotation, molecular function: heme binding; iron ion binding; oxidoreductase activity, acting on paired donors, with incorporation or reduction of molecular oxygen. The record is from RefSeq and is a predicted model, not a curated record. Bases 1 to 1452 code for a protein of 483 amino acids. The transcript has a single exon.
AUGACCCCGCUGUCCGGCAUCUCAUCUGUGCCAUUCAUGUUGCUGGCACACACCGGUGCUCGAUCAGCUCGCUUGGUCGAACUCCACAAGAAGCACCCUAUCAUCCGCACUGGGCCAACUACAUUGUCUUAUUCGGACCCUCGAGCAAUCAAGGAUAUCUACGGGCACAACACAAAGUGCACGAAGGAUGGCUCCUAUAUCAUCACUGCUGGCUCGCACUUCCACCUCGCCGACGUCAUCGACAAGCCAGAUCACGCGAGGAAACGCAAGGUUCUUUCGUCGGCGUACGCCUUGAAGAACUUGGAAGGCUGGGAACACAAGGUUGCAGACAAGACAGCCCGCAUGAUUGCACAUUUCGACAAGUGCUGUACAGCUCCAUUGAAACCCGGAAGACUCCCGGAGCCACAUGAGUUGAAUGUGGAUUACCGAGAGUGGACUAAUUACUUUACAUUGGAUGCUAUCGCCGACAUUGGCCUGUCGGAAAGACUAGGGUUUCUCGACAAUGGCCACGACCGAGUCAUCGGCCGCAGAACGGAUGGUACCAAAUACCAGUGUAAUUUCCGGGAGUGCCUAUAUCAAAAUGCUCGAAAGCAAUCACUCCUGAUCUGGCCUUACAAGUGGUAUCCAUUGAUCAACAAGCUGUCCAACAUGAUUCCCUUCUAUGGGCGUAUGGGGAAGCUUGCUAGGGACUGGGACGGGAUUCCUCUCGAGCUUGCCCAUCGCCGACUGGAGAGAUAUCGCCGGGGAGAGAAGCUAGACGACUUCUUCCAGGCACUGAUGGAGGACAAAAACGGACACCCCAACAACCUCGAAUGGGGCGAGAUUGUGGCCGAAGUGAGUAUCAUGAUGAACGCAGGAAGUGCCACAACUGCAAUUGCAAUGGCAAAUGUCCUGUAUCAACUGCUUAAGAAUCCUGGAGUGAUGAAAAAGCUGGUGGAAGAGCUUGAUGCUGCACUCGACGACGAGGACAUGCAAGCCGUGGUUCCUUACGAUCGGGUGAAGCAUCUGCCGUACCUGAGAGCUUGUUUGGACGAGUCGUUGCGACUAUUUCCACCAACUCCCCACGCACUUCCCCGUGAGACUCCCCCGGAAGGUCUGAGCAUCUUGGACGACUAUAUUCCUGGCGGGGUCUCGGUCGGCAUGUCGGCCCUUGUCGCUCACAGAAAUGAAGAACAUUUCCCUCAGGCCGACAAGUACAUCCCUGAAAGGUGGCUCGGCGAAGAAGGCAAGAAUCUUCAACCCUACUUCCUUGCCUUCUCUGCCGGUGCGCGGGGAUGCAUUGGUCGCAACAUCUCUUACUUGGAGCAAACAGUGGUAUUGGCUUCAAUGCUCCGUAGAUACGAGUUUGCACUACCUCAUAUACAUUGGGAGAUCGAGAGGCUGGAGACCAUGAACUGGCUGUUAGGGGAGAUGCCCGUCAAGAUCUGGAGGCGAGAGCCGAAAUCUACCUGA